UCUAGUGUAAACAAGAAAUAUUGUUUUCCCUUUCUGCAGAUCAUCUUCUACGAGGACAGGAACUUCGGGGGGCGCAACUAUGAGUGCAGCAGCGACUGCGCUGACCUGAACUCCUACUUCAGCCGCUGCAACUCCAUCCGAGUGGAGAGCGGCUGCUGGGUUCUGUACGAGCGCCCCAACUACAUGGGCUACCAGUACGUCCUGAACAGAGGAGAGUACCCCGACUACCAGCGCUGGAUGGGCUUUAAUGACUGCAUCAGGUCCUGCCGUGUCUUCCCACACUACAGUGGCUCCUACAGGAUGAGGAUCUAUGAGAGGAGUGACUUUGGGGGUCAGAUGAUGGAGUUCACCGACGACUGCGAGUCGGUCCACGACCGCUUCCGUUUCCGUGACAUCCACUCCUGCAAUGUGAUGGACGGCUACUGGACCUUCUACGAGCAUCCCAACUACAGAGGCAGGCAGUACUUCAUGAGGCCCGGAGAGUACAGGAAGUUCAGCGACUGGGGCGCCAGCUGUGCUACUAUUGGCUCAUUCAGGAGAGUGAUGGACUUUUAAAGUUCUGAUCUUCCUUAUCCUACUGCAAUCUGAAACUACAAUAAACAAUUGAAAUACCUCA
Lepisosteus oculatus (spotted gar) is the source of this 616-nucleotide messenger RNA. RefSeq names its product gamma-crystallin M2-like. Gene Ontology annotation, biological process: lens development in camera-type eye; visual perception. The record is from RefSeq and is a predicted model, not a curated record. Gene Ontology annotation, molecular function: structural constituent of eye lens. NCBI's taxonomy places the organism in Eukaryota, Metazoa, Chordata, Actinopteri, Semionotiformes, Lepisosteidae.